GAUGGUUGGACAGCUUUCAAACAGAGUUGCUAUAAAGUUAAUACAGACAGCAAACCUUGGAAUAUGGCACAACAUCAGUGUGGAUUGUUUUCAACUGGGGCACAUCUUGUUGAUAUUAGAAACAAAGAAGAAUAUGCCUUUAUAACUUCUUAUCUUCAGUCAUUCAACCAGCUAAACCUGGUAUGGACAGGACUUAAUGAUGUUAAGGAAGAAGGACAUCUCGCAUGGACUGAUGACUCCCCAUAUCUUGGAGAAUCUGAAUUUUCUUCUCUGUCACUGAUACCAGAAAAUGAAACUGAUUGUUAUGCUUUCCAGAGAAAUCCGUUUGUCCCAGAUUAUCUCUUUAUAGGAUUUUUCUGCUAUAUCUCUUUGCCAUAUAUUUGUGAAUAUGAAUUAUCUUCAGUUCCUGAAAACUUCACAUUUAAAAUGCAAGAUGUCGGUACAAAUGAAGCAGCCUUUUUGUGGAACAAUUUGAAUGGUUGGCUGAAUUCAAAUUUUCAACUUAACAUUAAGUACUAUUCUGAACACUCAGAACAGUAUUCCAAAUUUUUUACUCUAAAUUCAACGCGCACAAAAAUUUUCAAUCUGGACCCAGGUCACUCUUACAAAUUUUUAUUGUCAGCCCAGACCCCUGAAGGAGACCAAAUUAAUUUGCAUCCUGUUAUGACGGUAGAGACAAGACCAUUACAUCUGCACAAUGUAAAGGUAGCAAGAGUAACAUCAUCAGAGAUAUUUUUACAGUGGGAUUCUCCAGCAAGUUCAUUCAAUGCAAGUUUCCAUCAUUACCUAGUGAACAUUUUUGAUAGCAAAACAAUCAAGUGGAAAACUUUUUCAUUUGGAAAAACUAACACUUCUGCUGUAAUCAGAAAUGUCAAAUCAUAUAAUCAAUAUUGGACAUAUGUUCAAAGUGUUGCUGAAAAGGGAACUCCCAGCUGCUAUGAGGAUCCUAUAGAAAUAAUAACAGGUGUGACGCCACCUAUUGGUCUGUUAAUCCAUCCAGAGGACGUAGGCGAGGACCAUGUGAUUAUCUCUUGGAAACUCCCAGAAGAAGGCCAGGAAUCCUAUAUUCAAGUAAAACCAACUGCAUUCAAGGAUAAAAGCAUGAUGUUUUUAAUAAACAACACAGAGACAUUUAAAAUUGAACCAUUAAUUCCUGGAAUGACUUAUGAUAUAGGAGUGGCUACAGUAAUAUCUGGAAAUAAGAGUGAUUUGACUACCAUUCAGUGUACUCUUAAACCCAAACCAGUACAGAUGGUUAUUCCGUAUGAAAUCCAUAGUACUUUCGUGAUUUUAUUUGUUAAAAUACCUGCUAUGGGAAUAAUUGAUGGCAUUCACAUCAUAAGUAAAGAAGGCCCAAAUGCAACAUUUACUUUAUUGAAUGAUGGAAAAAUAACUAUAGAAAAACUAACUCCAGGAACAGAAUAUGAUUUUUUUGUUUUUACAUCUAGCAGACAUAUGUUAAGUUCUGUACAUCAGCUGCCAGCUAUAAAAACAUGUCUUGCAGUUCCACUAAAUAUAUAUGAAGGCAGAAUCACCAAUAUUUCAAUACAGAUUAUUUGGGAUCAGGCAGAAGGAAACUUUCAGCAAUAUGAAGUCACAUGUACAAACUGUGCAGAUACUUAUAGGGUCCAAAAGGUGAUACAAGAAGUGGCAGAAUUUUCCAACUUGAUUCCUGGCUUCUUAUAUAGCUUUAUGGUUAAAACAGAAAAAGAAGGAUACAAGGACAGCCCUCCUGUAAGCAUACAAAUAGAAACAGAACCAAUGAAGAUAUGUGGUCUAACCUUAACACUGAGAAAUACAACCUCUGCUAAAUUAACAUGGAAUCCAAGUGAGACUGACUUCAGCCAUUACAAAGCAUCUGUAUCAAACAAGACAUUCACAAAGGAAUAUGCUAUUUUCGAUCCUGAGACUCAUCACACCAUUACAAAUCUGACUCCUGGUAGCAUUUAUAACUUCACUUUGCAGAGAGUAAAAGGCAGUGUUGAAAGUGCAGUUUCCUUUACAGAAUUUGUGACAGACCCUGAAAAGCCACAGAAACUGACAGUUUUCAAUGUGUCCUCACAUUCCUUUUCUUUGCACUGGAGGCUGCCGAAUGGAUAUGUAGAACAGUUUCAUGUGCAGCUUGCACCUCCUCAUGGCUUUGUUUCUCUCCAAGAUAUGGGAGGUGGAGAGUAUCAGGCUGAAAUUUCGAAUACCACUCCUGGGACAAUAUAUAAUGUGACUGUUUCUUCGGUUUCCUCUUCAGUGUAUAGUUUACCUGUCAGCAGAACAGUGACAACUAAUGUAACUAAUCCAGGACCUCCUGUUUUCCUUGCCGGGGAAAAAGUUGGAUCUGCAGGAAUUCUCCUUUCGUGGAAUACACCACAUUUCCCAAACGGGAGAAUUAUAUCCUACAUAGUUAAAUAUAAAGAGGUUUGUCCGUGGAUGCAAAAUAUUUACACCCAAGUUACAACAAAACCAGAUAGUUUGGAAGUUCUACUAACCAACCUUAAUCCUGGAACAACUUAUGAAAUUCAGGUUGCUGCUGAAAAUAGUGCUGGCAUUGGAAUAUUUAGUGAGCCAUUUCUCUUUCAAACUGCAGAAAGUGCACCUGGUAAAGUGGUAAAUCUCACAGUUGAAGCUUUCAACCACUCAGCUGUAAAUCUGAUUUGGUUCUUGCCACAACAGCCAAAUGGAAAAAUAACUAGUUUCAAAAUUAGUGUAAAGCACGCAAGAAGUGGAAUAAUAGUGAAGGAUGUCUCUGUUAAAGUGGAAGAUCUUUUGUCUGGCAGGUUACCAGAAUGCAAUGAUAACAGUGAAUCAUUUUUAUGGAGUACUACCACUCCUUCAACUACGUCUAGUAAAACAACUACGUUUACCUCAAGUACAAUUGCUCCCAAGGCAAUGAGUUCAGUCUGGAAUGAACCUGUCAGUUUUGUCGUGACUAAUCUUAGGCCAUACACAACUUAUCUUUUUGAAGUUUCAGCAGUAACCACUGAAGCAGGUUAUAUCGACAGUGCAAUUGUCAGGACACCAGAAUCAGUUCCAGAAGAUCCUCCUCAGAAUCUUGUCAUGGGAAAUGUUACAGGAAAAUCCUUCUCAAUUUCAUGGGAGCCACCAAAUAUUGUUACUGGAAAGUUUACUUACAGAGUGGAAUUAUAUGGGCAAACUGUUCGUAUUUUGGAGAACAACACAAAAGAUCUCAAAUUUACAUUUAAUAAUCUGAUACCAUUUACAUUAUAUGAUGUGUUUGUUGCUGCUGAAACAAGUGCUGGAGUGGGCCCAAAGUCUAAUAUAACAGUUUUCACACCUGCAGGAGUUCCAGGACCUGUAUUUGAUUUGCAUGUAGUAGAGGAAGCAGCAAGCUUUAUAAGAAUUGCUUGGAAAAAACCACAGCAACCAAAUGGAGUCAUCACUCAGUACCGAGUAAAAGUUUUCCAUGAGGAAACAGAGGAGAUCUUUGAAGAUACAAUUCUGACAGAAAAAAUCAAGCAUUUUACUGAAUCUGGGGAUCCAGAUAUGAUAGAAGAAUAUGCAUUAUCUUCCUCACUGAAUAAAAUAAAAACAGUGACCAGUUUAUAUGAAGGUUCAGCUGAAAUGUUCCCAAGAGUACAUGAAUUUUCUUCAGUAAAAUAUACUAGUAUUCCUGUUGAUAAUUUCCUAACUUUAAAUUAUGAUGCAGAACUAUAUUUAAAUUCUGUUGAGCAGCUGUCAUAUCGUGUAAAUGCACUCCAGCCUUUCACUAAAUAUGCAAUUGCUGUGUCUGCUUUUACCAUCAUUGGAGAAGGACCACCAGCUAUUCUCAUUUCUAAGACAAGUGAACAAGUUCCAAGUUCUGUGGAAAAUAUAGAUUAUAAAAAUAUUAGUUCAUCUUCAAUUUUGCUCUUUUGGGAUAAACCAUUAAAUCCCAAUGGAAAAAUCACACAUUACACAAUUUAUGCAAUGGAGGUGGAUACAAGCAAAGCGUUUCAACUGACUACAUCAGAAAAAACCAUCUUUGUUUUAGACUUAAAAAAGUACACAGAUUAUAAAAUGAGGGUAACAGCUUCUACAACUGUUGGAGAAAGUGCAGUUUCUGAAGACAAUGAUAUUUUUAUAAGAACACUUGAAGAUGAACCCAGUUCACCACCUCAGAAUGUUGAGGCAUUAGAAGUGACUGCCUCAGAAGUCAACUUACGGUGGUUACCACCUGAAAUGCCUAAUGGGAUCAUAACUCAUUAUGAAAUCAUGUCUGAUAAUGGCAGUAUUUUAAUAACUAAAAAUGCUACAACAACACAUCUUAUUUUAAAUGAGUUGAAACCAUACACUUUGUAUAACAUUUCUGUAAGAGCAUUCACUCGCCUUGGUUAUGGGAAUCAGUCAUCUGACCCAUUAUCUGUAAGAACAGCUGAAACUGUACCUGACUUUCCACCCCAAAAUAUAACUUACAGGAACAUGUCUUCUUCAGCAAUAGAGUUAUCAUACUUUCCUCCAUCUGUCCCCAAUGGCAUUAUAAAGACAUACACCAUAUAUCUCAGAGAGAUUAAUGGAAGUGAAGUAAGAGUCAUCAACACAACAUAUCUGUUACUAAUUAUUACAGACUUAAAGAAAUAUACAAAAUAUCUGGCUGAAGUAUCUUCAAGCACUGUAAAAGGUGAAGGACCUCGGAGUGCACCAUUGGAUAUAAUAACUGAUGAAGAUGCUCCUAGUUCCCCUCCAAGAUUGCUCACAGUAAAACAGUUAUAUGAUGCCAUUGUGAUAUUGUCAUGGCAACCACCACUUGAGCCAAAUGGAAUUAUCCUUUAUUAUACAGUUUAUAUUUGGGAUAUUAUGUCAAGAAAUAUUAAUGCAUCUGAACUAUCACUAGAAUUAACAGAUUUAGAAUAUAACAAGAAAUAUAGUGUUUAUGUAACAGCAAGUACCAGAUUUGGUGAUGGAAAUAUAAAAAGUGACACAACAAGUUUCAGAACCUCUGAAGGAGCUCCAGGUGAUCCACCUAAAAACUUGUGGUAUAAAAAUCUCACUUCAUCAUCAGUAAGAGUAUUCUGGAAUCCUCCUCAAAAACCUAAUGGUGUCAUUCAGUUUUAUUCAAUUUACUACAAAAAUGGUUCUGACACUUAUGUACAGAAUUUUACCACUCCCACAAUUGACAGCAGUGCUGAUAAUUCAACUUUAUCAAUAGUAUUGAACAAUUUAGCAAAAUGGAGAUACUACACACUUUGGUUAACUGCAAACACAGCUCUUGGGAAUGGAAACCAAACCAGUGAAAUAAUGCAACUAUAUACAGACCAAGACUUACCGGAUGGACCUGUUAAUCAGCUGGCCUAUCAGAACAUUUCUUCCACAGUAAUAAACGUAAGCUGGAUCCCACCAAUGCAGCCCAAUGGACUCAUCUUCUAUAAUAUUUCACUAACAAUGAAGGAUACUCAAACAAAUCAUGGGAUUUUGUCGCUUCUUCUAUAUGAAACAAAUAUAAUUUUUAAUAAGUUGGAAAAAUAUGCAAACUAUCUUCUAAACAUUACUCCAGCAACAGAAAAAGGAUCAUCAGAAAUGUAUACUUUAAGUUUAUACAUCAGAACUGAAGAAGAUGUUCCAGACUCUGCACCUAUUUUGAAAACUUACAGAAACCUUUCAUCUACCUCAGUGAUGUUAUCUUGGGAUCCUCCAUAUCGGCCAAAUGGCAUUAUAAGAGGCUAUGAUUUAAAGCUACAAGGAUCAGAAAAAAAUAUUUCUUUCACUACCUCCAAUAAUUCAAUUAUUUUAGAAGACCUUUUGCCAUUUACCCUAUACAGCUUUUUUGCAUCAGCUCGAACUGUAAAAGGGCCUGGUCCAUAUUCUGUUCUUAUGUUCUCUACAGAUGAGUCCGUCCCAUUGGCACCUCCAGAGAAUCUGACAGUUAUUAAUUACACAUACAACUCUGCAUGGCUGAAGUGGGAUCCAAGUCCUAGGCCAAAUGGUGUCAUUAGAAGAUACGUUUUAAAUAUUUCUGAAAACAAUAGUCAAGCUACUUUUUACCAGAACAUUUCAGGCUCACACAAUGAAGCUAAUAUAUUUGGACUAGAACCAUUCUCCGUGUAUUCCAUCAGUGUUUCUGCAUUUACAAAAGUUGGAAAUGGCAAUCAAUUUAGUAACCUUGUACAAUUCACAACAAUGGAAUCAGCACCUGGUAUUGUCCAGAAUACCCAGUGUAUUGCAACCAGUUGGCAGUCAAUCCGGCUCCAAUGGGACCCUCCUUUGAAAACAAAUGGAAUCAUUACAAAUUACAUCAUAACAUUUAGAGAGAAUUCAACCAUCUCAUCAUCUCAUAAUGAAACAGUGUGUAUUUUGAGAAACUUACUAUCCAAUACAACUUACCAAUUUAAAAUAAAAGCUGCAACAGCUGCAGGAGAAGGGAAAGAACAGUUAUGCAAUUCUAGCACAUUUCCUGAAACAGCUCCAAGCGCUCCAAGAGAUAUAAUAUUUUCAAAGGUACAAUCAACAAAUGUGACCUUGAGAUGGAUAAUACCAAUUACUAUUUUGGGCUACUUUCAAAACUACAAGAUUACUACACAGUUACAAUCCAUCCAUUGCAAUAGUUGGGAUUCUUCUGAAUGUAUUGAAUAUGAGAAGGAUCAAUACUCAUAUCUUGUUGAUAAUGUUGUAGAAGAAACAGUAUAUGACCUGAAAAAAUUUAGAUGGUAUCGAUUUAGAGUUUCUGCUUGUACAAAUGCUGGUUAUGGCAAUUCCACACCUUGGAUUGUCGCACAAACUCUUCCUGGCUCUCCAGAUGCUCCUCCAGCAAAUGUAACUGCAGUAGCUACAUCUCCUUACAGUAUUAAUAUUAGUUGGAAUGAACCUACCAUAAUUAGUGGACCAACAUUCUACCUCAUUGGUAUUUCCUCAGUGGAUACAGAUUACUAUCAAGCUUCAUUUGUCAAAGCAAACUAUGAAGAUAAAACCCUCAGUAUUUCAGGAUUGAGAGCAUUUACAAGGUAUUCCAUAAUUGUCACUGCUUUUGUAGAAGAUGUUCAGACUGCACAUACAGAAGGCAAGUCUAGCUCUUCCAUUAUUGUUUCCACUUUUGAAGCAGUGCCUAGGGACCCACUUAACAAUGUAACUUUUCAGAAGAUACAAGAUGAAGUAACAAAAUUUCAAGUGAUGUUUGUACCGCCCUCUGAACUCAAUGGGAAUAUUCAAGUAUAUCAAGCUAUGGUAUAUAAAGAUGAUGACAUAGACAUCUUUCAGGUUUAUAAUUUAAGCAUUAUAGACAGAACAAACAAGUCAAUCACUGCCGUGCUAGAGGGAUUAAAAGGAGGACACACAUAUAAUAUCAGUGUAUAUGCAAUCAAUAGUGCUGGUGCAGGACCAAAGAUUCAGCUUAAAAUAACAACAGAUAUUAAAGAACCACCAAGACCUAGUAAAAAGCCAGCGCCAGUUUAUGAUACUAGUGGAACAUUACUUGUCACAGCCACUACAAUUACUAUUCACAUGCCAGUUUGCUACUAUAAUGAUAAUCAUGGGCCUAUUAAGAAAAUACAAAUUCUUGUUGCAGAAGCAGGAGUUCAGAAUGAUGGCAAUAUCACCAAGUGGUAUGAUGCAUAUUUUAAUAAAGCAAGACCUUACUUGGUAAAUGAAGGCUUUCCAAAUCCUCCAUGUAUAAAAGGGAAUGGAGGAGUGAGCACCAAAGAAGAUAUUUAUGUAAUAGGGGCUGAUAGCACAUGUAUGAUACCAGGAAGUGAAGAAAAAAUUUGCAAUGGACCACUGAAACCCAAAAACCAAUAUGUAUUUAAGUUCAGAGCAACAAAUAUCAGAGGUCAAUAUACGGAUUCAGACUAUUCAGAUCCCAUCAAAACUUUAGGGAAUGGGCUGUCUGAAAGAGCUGUAGAAAUAAUACUUGCAGUUACUUUAUGUAUACUCUCUAUUGUUCUCCUUGUGGCUGUAAUUUAUGCAUUUGCAAGAAUUCGUCAAAAGCAAAAAGAAGGGGGUACAUAUUCUCCACGGGAUGCAGAAAUUAUUGACACUAAAUUUAAACUGGACCAGUUGAUCACAGUGGCAGACCUGGAUAUGAAGGAUGAAAGAUUUACACGAUAUUCCUCUUUUUUCUUCAGACGCAAGGAGAUAUUUAUCAUCCAGUUACUUAGUUAUAGAAAAUCCAUCAGGCCAAUAGGCAAGAAAUGUUUUCUGCAACAUGUUGAAGAUCUGUGCACAAAUAACAACAUCAAGUUUCAGGAAGAAUUUUUGGAACUCCCCAAGUUUCUUCCAGAUCUUGCGUUAACUGAUGCUGAUCUUCCUUGGAACAAAUCUAAAAAUCGUUUUCCAAACAUCAAACCAUAUAAUAAUAAUCGAGUGAAGUUAAUGCCUGAUGCUUGUGUACCAGGAUCUGAUUAUAUUAAUGCCAGCUAUGUAUCUGGCUAUUUAUGUCCAAAUGAAUUUAUUGCUACUCAAGGACCAUUACCAGGCACAGUGGGAGAUUUCUGGAGAAUGGUAUGGGAAACAAGAGCAAAAACUGUUGUUAUGCUAACUCAGUGUUAUGAAAAAGGGCGGAUAAGAUGCCAUCAAUAUUGGCCUGAAGAUAACAUUCCAGUUACCGUCUUUGGAGAUAUAGUGAUUACUAAAUUAGUGGAAGAUACUCAAAUAGACUGGACUAUUAGGAAUCUAAAAAUUGAAAAGCAUGGGGAUUGUAUGAUGGUACGUCAGUGUAAUUUUACUGCCUGGCCUGAACAUGGAGUACCUGAAACAAGUGCAUCAUUAGUCCACUUUGCAAAGCUGGUCCGAGGCAGCCGAUCACAUGACAACACACCCAUAAUUGUUCACUGCAGUGCUGGAGUUGGAAGAACAGGAGUUUACAUUGCCCUUGACCAUUUAAUACAGCAUAUAAAUGACCAUGAUUUUGUGGACGUCUAUGGACUUGUAGCUGAACUAAGAAGUGAAAGGAUGUGCAUGGUACAGAAUCUGGCACAGUACAUAUUUUUACACCAGUGUGUUCUGGAUUUGCUGACAAUCAAGAACAACCAGCCUAUAUGUUUUGUUAACUAUUCAGUUUUGCAAAAGAUGGAUUCUUUGGAUGCAAUGGAAGGUGAUGUGGAACUAGAGUGGGAAGAAACUACUAUGUAAAUACACAGAUGAAAAUGCAUUCCAUUUCAGGAAACAUACGCUUGUGUUCAUGUUGCUGUUGUUUCACAAUAGGGGCCAAAAUAUAUCCCCAUCAUACAAAUUAUUAUAAACAAAAAUAUUUUUGUAGCAAAAUAAAAUUAUAAUAGUUGUUUUAUAUUCCAUGUGCCUUCACAAAUAAUAUAAAUUAUUAAAUUAUAAUUUUAUACUGAGUAAAAUCUGAUUAGUAUAAUAAAACUGUACACAAUAAGAACAAUCCAGCAAUAUACAUUACAAUAAAAUACACAUUGCAAGAG
This is a messenger RNA of Pantherophis guttatus, 9344 nucleotides long. NCBI's taxonomy places the organism in Eukaryota, Metazoa, Chordata, Lepidosauria, Squamata, Colubridae. The record is from RefSeq and is a predicted model, not a curated record.